Rhododendron vialii is the source of this 842-nucleotide messenger RNA. RefSeq lists its product as uncharacterized. NCBI's taxonomy places the organism in Eukaryota, Viridiplantae, Streptophyta, Magnoliopsida, Ericales, Ericaceae. Bases 201 to 635 code for a protein of 144 amino acids. The record is from RefSeq and is a predicted model, not a curated record. The transcript has a single exon.
UGUGAAAAUUCCACCUGAACAGACAUACAUGCCCCACUCUACCAGAAAACUCGGUCGUCGUUCUCAUUCCUCGCCUGCCUCCAAAUGCCUCCAUCACCAUCACGAACCUUCCCUCCAUAACUGACUCUAUUCCACUCCUCUAUCUAUACACACCCAUAUCUGUUUGUAUCACCUUUGAUUCGAGAAUGCUGUUUUGAUCAAUGGGUCUCUCUCUCUUCUCCGUGAUCUGCCUCCUCCACUCGCUCAUCGCCGUCUCCACCGGGGCCCUAAUGAUGUUCUACGUGAAGGAGAUCUACACCCUCUCGCACGGGACCGAGGCCGCCGCCAAGCUCCUCGGAUCUACUCCUCACGACCAGCUCCUCAUCCGGACCUCCGAUUCCUUCUCCGGGCUACUUCUUUUCGCAAUCGGCUUCCUCCUGUUCAUGGUCGCAUUCGUCAGGGACAGAGACUUCCACGUGUUCUUCGCCAAGGGGUGCGUUGCCCUCCACGUGUCCAUGGCAAUCUGGAGGUUUAACUUUGAAAGGAGGGUCGAAGAUUUAGCUUGGGAUUGGCUGAGGCAAAUCGUUGGUGAUAUCUUGCUUGCUCUUUCAUGGGUUUUCUUUCUUGUUUACUCUUGGAAAGUUAAAUAUGACUGAUUCCUUUAAUAAUCAGCGUGUGCAAUACAUGCAUAUCACAUAUGUGAGACGGGUGUGGUCGAUAGGUGUGUACCUAUUGUAUUUUCUUGUGUGUAUAUGCUGUGUUAGAUGGACUUGGGUAUGACAUGUGUUUAAGUGUCGGACACAUUUAAUUCUAUGUCAAGGGCACUUGACACAUUGGAAAAAAUGCUAGGAGUAUUUUUUGUA